UUUUUUGGACAAGACGAUAAAGUUUCUGGAAAAGGUAACUGUAACUCGAAAUUAUUCACCAUCUAUGUCGUCCACCUCGAGAGAUUCAAGACCAUAAAGAAGACAAGUGUCAUAAAAGUUCUCACCUUUAUGAAACUAUGUGUCCACCAUAAGAUUCCUUCCUAAUAUCCUCUCUGCUCAUGAUAUAGACAUUAGAGAUUUCUUCAGAGGUUUUCUCUUGAAGUGUUUAACAAUGGCUCAUCAAUCUCUUCACUCUCCGACCAACCCACAUUUCUUCCAGCCUCUCCUUCCAGGCUUCCACACAUACCUCAACAUUCCUGUAGCUUUCUUCUCGAAACACGUUGAAGGAAGUAACGACCAUAUCAAAACUGCUAAACUGAGAACAGAUGCCUCAGCUAAAACAUGGUUAGUGGAGAUGGACGGCUUGAAACUCACAGAUGGGUGGGAAGAUUUUGCAGUAGCGCAUGAUCUACGGAUUGGUGACAUCAUCAUUUUCAGACAUGAAGGAAAGAUGGUGUUUCAUGUCACGGCUUUUGGACCAAGUUUAUGUGAAUUUCAAUAUACUUCAGCAUCAUCUCACAACAUCAAUGAUGUCAGUGAUGAUGAUCACACCAACAAAACUGUUACAGGAAACAGUUCAGGAGAGAAGAGAAAGAGAGUCAAGAAGAAUCCAAGAACGAAAGAAGAGUCUUCAUCAGAUCAUUCUCAUUUUGUGGCACAUGUCACACCCUCAAGUCUAAGUUGUGAUCGACUGUAUGUACCAAAGGGUUUUGCUAUGUCAAACGGUCUGGACAACAUGAGCGGUAAGGAGAUCGUUCUUCUUAACGAGGAAGGAAAAUCAUGGAAUUUGAAUAUUACAUACAACGAAUCAGGCAUGCAUACAUUUGUCAGACCUGGUUGGAGAAGAUUCUGCGCUGAAAAUGGGAUAAGCCAAGGUCAUCACUGUACAUUUGAACUGGUCCCAAAAUCUGCACCACCAGUCCUUCGCUUGUCCCGUGCAGAACAUGUUCCAAAACCAGCUCCAGAAUCUUCACUACACCAUUCUUAUUAUGUGGGAUCUGUCUCUUCUAAUAGCUUAAGAAUUGAUAAACUGUAUCUUCAGAUGAAGUUUGUGACUGCAAAUGGUAUGAAGAAAGGAUUCAGUGAGAUAAUUCUAAAGAAUGAAUGGGGAGGAAGAUGGAGUGUACGUUUGAGACACUACGCAUCAAGCAACCACACUUAUCUGGGACCAGGCUGGAAAACUUUCUGUCAAGUAAACGGGAUCAAAGCUGGAGAUCCCUUUAUGUUUAAACUAGUUGAAACUGGGGACAAGCCUGUUCUCUUGUUGUGCAGUUCCAACCGUGGGGAAACGCCGUUAGAGUGUUCAGAAGAUAGUGAUGAUGUAAACUCCCUCUCCUCAGAUACUAGCAGCGGAGAUGACAGUAGAGAAGAAUCCCAAGAAAGUGAAGAGGAGAGUCUUGAAGACGAUAGCAGCUCGAAGGAUUGCGUUGAGAUGGAGAAAAGGAAGAGUAGCUUGAGAUUCAAAUAUAGUAAACACCGUUUUGUGAGAUUAACUCUUACACAGAACGCUCUUAAAACCUCUGUACAACAUCUUCCGUUGGGUUUCACGCGGGUGAAUGGCAUCAACAGGUCAAGAAAGAUAAUGCUGUUAGGUAAAGAUGGAGUGAAGAAAUGGGUGGUGGAUCUUUUGAAGAACAAAUCAACUGGAGCCAUGCGAAUUAGAAAAGGAUGGAGGGAGUUGUGUGAUGCUCAUGGUGUAAAGGUAGGAGAGUCCUUUCUGUUGGAACUCAUUCGAUAUGAAGAAGCAAUUCCUGUGCUUAAAAACUCUGUGUCCACCAUAAGAUUCCUUCCUAAUAUCCUCUCUGCUCAUGAUAUAGACAUUAGAGAUUUCUUCAGAGGUUUUCUCUUGAAGUGUUUAACAAUGGCUCAUCAAUCUCUUCACUCUCCGACCAACCCACAUUUCUUCCAGCCUCUCCUUCCAGGCUUCCACACAUACCUCAACAUUCCUGUAUCUUUCUUCUCGAAACACGUUGAAGGAAGUAACGACCACAUCAAGACCGCUAAACUGAGAACAGAUGCCUCCCCUAAAACAUGGUUAGUGGAGAUGGACGGCUUGAAACUCACAGAUGGGUGGGAAAAUUUUGCAGUAGCGCAUGAUCUACGGAUUGGUGACAUCAUCAUUUUCAGACAUGAAGGAGAGAUGGUGUUUCAUGUCACGGCUUUCGGACCAAGUUUCUGUGGCAUUCAGUAUACUUCAGCAUCAUCUCACAACAUCAUUGAUGAUAGUCAAGAUCAGACCAACAAUACUGUUACAGGAAACAGUUCAGGAGAGAAGAGAAAGAGAGUCAAGAAGAAUCCAAGAACGAAAGAAGAGCCUUCAUCAGAUCAUUCUCAUUUUGUGGCACAUGUCACACCCUCAAGUCUAAGUUGUGAUGGACUGUAUGUACCAAAGGGUUUUGCUAUGUCAAACGGUCUGGACAAUAUGAGCGGUAAGGAUAUCGUUCUUCUUAACGAGGAAGGAAGAUCAUGGAAUUUGAAUAUUACAUACAACGAAUCAGGCAUGCAUACAUUUGUCAGACCUGGUUGGAGAAGAUUCUGCGCUGAAAAUGGGAUGAACCAAGGUCAUCACUGUACAUUCGAACUUGUCCGAAAAUCUGCACCACCAAUCCUUCGCUUGUCCCGUGCAGAACAUGAUCCAAAACCAGCUCCAGAAUCUUCAUUACACCAUUCUAACUAUGUGGGAUCUGUCAGUUCUAAUAGCUUAAAAAAAGAUAAACUGUAUAUUCAGAGGAAGUUUGUGAAUGCAAAUGGUCUGAAAGGACUCAGUGAGAUAGUUUUAAAGAAUGAAUGGGGAAGAAGCUGGAAUUUAGGUUUGAGAUACUACGAGUCACUCAACCAUACUUAUCUUGGACCAGGCUGGAAAACUUUCUGCCAAGUAAACGGGAUCAAAACUGGAGAUUCCUUUAUGUUUAAAGUGGUUGAAACUGGGGACAAGCCUGUUCUCUUGUUGUGCACUACCAACCGUGGCAAAACACCAUUAGAUUGUCCAGAAGAUAGAGAUGAUGCAAACUCCCACUCCUCAGAUACUGGCAGCGGAGAAUUGCAAGAAAGUGAAGAGGAGAGUCUUGAAGACGAUGGCAGCAGCUCAGAGGAAAGCUUUGAGAUGGUGAAAAGGGAGAAUAGCUCGAGAUGCAGAGCUUCAUCUUCAUAUAGUCAAGACCGAUUUGUGAAAUUAACUCUUACACCGAGAGCUCUUAAAACCUACAAACUGAUGCUCCCGCUGGAUUUCACGCGGGUGAAUGGCAUCAACAAGCCAGGGAAGAUAACUCUGUUAGAUAAAGAUGGAGCGAUAAAAAAGGUGGUGGAUCUUUUGGACCAGAACAGAAACAUCGGAAUAAUGCGACUUGGAAAAGGAUGGAGAGAGUUCUGUGAUGCUCAUGGCGUAAAGGUAGGACAGUCCUUUCUUUUGGAACUCAUUUGGGAGGAUGAAGAAGCCAUUCCGGUGCUUAAGUUCUGUACCAAACUUUGAGACUGUUGUCCUGUGGUGUGUGAGACACGACAAUAUUUUCUAUCUAUCUGUCAAGUUUCUUGUUGACUGCAUAUUAUUCUACUUA
Molecule: messenger RNA, 3614 nt
Organism: Brassica napus (rape)
Lineage: Eukaryota; Viridiplantae; Streptophyta; Magnoliopsida; Brassicales; Brassicaceae
Product: B3 domain-containing protein REM17
Exons: 12
Coding region: 233-3529 (1098 amino acids)
Molecular function (GO): DNA binding
Source: RefSeq, a predicted model, not a curated record